This is a messenger RNA of Athene cunicularia (burrowing owl), 2116 nucleotides long. RefSeq names its product splicing factor 3a subunit 2 (gene SF3A2). Gene Ontology annotation, biological process: spliceosomal complex assembly. Bases 52 to 999 code for a protein of 315 amino acids. Gene Ontology annotation, molecular function: nucleic acid binding; zinc ion binding. The record is from RefSeq and is a predicted model, not a curated record. The transcript has 9 exons. Lineage: Eukaryota; Metazoa; Chordata; Aves; Strigiformes; Strigidae. Gene Ontology annotation, cellular component: nucleus; catalytic step 2 spliceosome; U2-type prespliceosome.
GCACCGACCUACUCUUUCUCCAAAAGUAGCUGAAGCACAGAAGUCCCCAUCAUGGAUUUUCAACAUCGACCUGGAGGUAAAACUGGAAGCGGAGGCGUAGCCUCUGCCUCAGAAAGUAACCGUGACCGCAGGGAGAGGCUCCGGCAGCUGGCUUUGGAAACCAUCGACAUCAACAAGGACCCUUAUUUUAUGAAAAAUCACUUGGGCUCUUAUGAAUGCAAGCUUUGCCUAACGCUGCACAACAACGAGGGAAGUUACUUAGCACAUACCCAGGGGAAGAAGCAUCAGACCAAUUUGGCCCGUCGUGCUGCCAAGGAAGCGAAGGAAGCCCCUGCCCAGCCCGCGCCAGAAAAAGUCAAAGUGGAAGUGAAGAAAUUUGUGAAAAUUGGACGGCCGGGUUAUAAAGUGACCAAACAGAGAGAUCCAGAAACAGGCCAGCAGAGCCUUCUCUUCCAGAUUGAUUAUCCAGAGAUUGCAGAAAGCAUCAUGCCUCGCCAUCGGUUCAUGUCGGCCUAUGAACAAAGGAUUGAGCCCCCUGAUAGACGCUGGCAGUACCUUCUGAUGGCAGCAGAGCCCUACGAAACCAUAGCUUUCAAGGUGCCAAGCAGAGAAAUCGACAAAGCAGAAGGAAAGUUUUGGACCCACUGGAACAGGGAAACCAAGCAGUUCUUCCUUCAAUUCCACUUCAAGAUGGAGAAGCCCCCAGCUCCCCCAAACCUCCCUCCGGGGCCCCCAACUGUGAAGCGGCCUCCUCCGCCUCCCCUGAUGAACGGCUUGCCCCCCAGGCCCCCCCUGCCAGACUCCAUGCCGCCGCCACCUCCGGGAGGCAUGACUCUGCCUCCCAUGCCUCCCUCCGGGCCGGUGCCGCCACCUCCCGUGCCACCUCAGCUGCCACCAGCACCCGGCGUGCCCCCCCCUGCUCCUCUGCCGCCCAUGAUGAGGCCACCCCUCCCCACGGAGGGGCCAGGCACUAUCCCCCCUCCGCCUCCCUCCAACUGAAGCCCCUCCUGGACUCAGUCCUGCUGGACUCCUCUAGUUCGGAUCUUUUUAUAUGCAGAUCACAACUGAUUCAGAUCAACAUGUCUGUUUUGUAUGCCCGUGAAUUUGACUAAAUCCUGUAGGUUCAUUAAAAGGUUUUCCAUUUUCCUUUCUCUAUGUUUCCGGGUAUUUUGGUUAAAAAUGUUGCCGUGUGUUCACUUUCUUUAGCCCUUAAAAUAUAUAAACCAUUCCCAGUCUGGUUACAGUUCGGAAUUCCCCGAAAAGGAGGCAAAGAAUUGCAGAUUUCAGGCGCUUCACCACCUUCUAACUGAAUCGCUGCAUCAACCCUGGCUCAGCUGUGUUGGCUUUAACACGUUACCCCGCUUAGGCUGCUCCGGUGUGUAGCCCAUAAAUUACCAGCCAGUUAAUUAGUCACUAUUCAGCCCAAGUCCUUUAUCAAGCUGUUCAUUCAGGGAUGGGGAGACUUGUCAUAGACACACAGAAAGGAUUCUGGUCCUGCAGCACCAGUAACCGGGGCAGAAGGGAGGGGAAGCAGGAUUUGCUAAACCCAGAUUUCUCUCUUUUCCCGCUGAUUUACGCUCACAAUCGGAAGAGCGUCGCUCCUGCUGCAUUUGGAAACCUCCCUUCUCCUCCCGGUGCCAGAGCGCUGUGCUGUAGCUCAGGUGGUGCCAGCUAAAAGCUGGAAACAUCUCUACUGAGGAAAUCAGUUUGGACGCCUGCUCAGGAGUCCUUGAGAGGUGCCAGACAAGAUUUCAUUGACAAUUUUCGACAGAAUCGUCCUUCCCCGGUACGCAGCUGCCGAGCUCCUACCCGCUGUUGAUGCCAAGUGUGGGAUCACAAACAAAAGUGUCGGUGCUCUCGCUUGUGCCAGGGAUCUCUGGGAAUGUUUAGUCAAAUGAAAUUACCAAAGCUGCAGCGAUAUUAAAUCGUAGUUUGCUACUAUAAUUCAUCAAAUGUCUGUAGCGUUACAGAGCACCUGCUGUCAUGUAUGAUUUUUAUUGUAUAUAUCCUCCCACUAGUAGAGUGGUUUUGGCAAGCUUUUAGUUCUCUGUGGUUUGAUUUAUACUAAAUGUUUCCUUCAAACAAUCAUUUGGUUCCCGUUAAAAAGUAGAAGUUC